AGAAAAAUCUCAGUGAUAUUGUCCUUUUUGUGAUGAAACAUCAGCUGUAAAGACAGAAAAAGAAGUCCCGCAGCAGCCAUACAGAACAAGAUCAGCGAUGCUUUGGCUCGUAUUGUUCACUCUACAAGCCUUGUGCUCAAGCGUGGCUCAUGCCAUGCAACAUUACCCGGCGGCCUGGGGACACUAUGACGUGUGCAAGUCCCAGAUCUAUACGGAGGAGGGUCUGGCAUGGGACUACAUGGCCUGUCAGCCAGAAGCCACCGACAUGACGCAGUACCUGCGAGUGGCCCUCGACCCCCCAAACAUCACGUGCGGAGAUCCACCAGAAACAUACUGCGCUUUGGAGAAUCCUUACAUGUGCAACAAUGAAUGUGACGCCACCACUGAGGAGCUGGCCCAUCCUCCAGAGUUAAUGUUUGACUUUGAGGGUCGCAACCCCACAACUUUUUGGCAGUCCACCUCAUGGAAGAAAUACCCAAAGCCUCUUCAGGUUAACAUCACGCUGUCAUGGAACAAAACCAUUGAGCUGACUGACGACAUCAUACUCACGUUUGAGUCAGGCCGACCAGAGCAGAUGGUCCUGGAAAAGUCACUCGACUACGGCCGGACCUGGACCCCAUACCAGUUCUAUGCCACUGACUGCCUGGACGCCUUCACUAUGGAACCCAAGACAGUCAACGACCUCACUCAGCGCACCCUGCUGGAUAUCAUCUGCACUGAGGACUACUCCCGAGGCUAUGUGUGGAAGAACGACAAGACAGUACGUUUUGAGAUAAAGGACCGCUUUGCCGUCUUUGCUGGUCCUCGGCUACACAACAUGGCCUCACUGUACGGCCAGCUGGAUACCACCAAGAACCUGAGGGACUUCUUCACCAUCACCGAUCUGAGGAUUAGGCUGCUGAAGCCAGCCACUGGAGCCACCAUGGUGGAUGAGAAUAACCUGUCCAGAUAUUUCUAUGCCAUCUCUGACAUCAAAGUGCAGGGCAGGUGCAAGUGCAACCUGCAUGCCAACAGCUGUGUGUUUGACAAGGGGAAGCUGGGCUGUGAGUGUGAACACAACACCACAGGGCCAGACUGCAGCCGCUGUAAGAGGCACUACCACGGAAGAGCCUGGAGUGUGGGCUCCUACCUCCCUAUACCCAAAGGAACGGCAAAUAUAUGUGUUCCCAGUAAUCAUGGACCAGUGCAUCGAGCAAAUGCUUCAUCUCUUGGUGUUGCAAAUCGUAACCAAGCUCGGGUGUGUGACAACGCGAUGCUGCGCUGUCAGAACGGUGGCACGUGCCACCACCAUCAGCGGUGCCAUUGUUCUCCCGGCUUCACGGGUGUCCUGUGCGAGAGAGCUCGCUGCCAGGGCCCCGGGGAGUGUGAUGACCAAUUGUCUGGACGGGCCUCCUUCCAUCACCCCCCCAUCAGCCGCCAGCUCGCUCUUACCCUCGUAGUGCUCCCACUAUUGAUUGUUUCCCUUUGCUGAGAGACCUGGACGGCCUCCCAUCCUCAACCAAAACCCUAAGACCACACAUGUUGAGACUGAACACUCAACCUUAAGAACAUGAAGGACAAAGGAUGUCUGGACAAUGUGCUAAGAAUACAAUAUAAGCAACUCUUUUGCAUCUCAAGACAAGGCCUCAGUUGUGGGUGACAGUGUUACUAGUGCAACAGGUGGUGCACUGAUCUGUUAUACUGAAUACUAGAUGGAUUUAUGAAAGGCUUGGUGAAGUCACUGCUGUCUUGUGUCACAGAGGAAACAGUUGGAGCCCUCGCUGUGUGAUUAUGUCAUUGGCUGAUACUUCAUUAAACGCUGGAGACUCGGAUAGCGCUACCCACAUUCUGAGAGAAAACUAUACAAAACUAGACACAUGAUUUCUAAGUAUCAUCUGAAGUCAUUAAAAAAUAAUAAUGUGGACGGGAACAUCUUAAAACAUCUUGCCUCACUGCCUCCUUCCUUACUUGUUACCUUCUUCUCUCCUUUCCCUUUCUUUCCCUCGCUCUUCCCUUUUUCCCUCACUUUCUCCUCCCUGUGCUUUGGUGACUCUGGUGAUUUUACUUUGCUGAAGGGUGUCCGUUGUUUUGCCAAAUGCUGCACAUGUAUUAUUAUCAAGCCCCGUGACAAGUACCAAUCUAGUACAUUUUCGUUUUAUUUUUCAGAGGCUUUGUAGUCAUGCUUGAGCUCACCUGUAUGGGAAAAAAAGUUGUAACAUACUGUAACUGUAUUUAAUUUUUGUAUAAAACAGAUAUUUUCAUGACUACGCAAAACAAAAAGAUGUAUUACUUGUUUUCUAUUGCUGCCGAACUGUCCUAGAUGUGGACUAAGUGCAUAAGGAGUUUGGUUGUAUUAUUUCUUUGCUUGUGUGGCACAUGGUUCUCUUCAUUUGAGAGCUGCUGUCAAAACUAUGUUUACAUACACACUUACACAAUACACUUCCACCAAAGGGAAAAAGAAAAACAUGUCUUUGUCUUGUUGUUGAACAGUAGUAAUUUUAUUAAGUAGUAAUAUGACAUUUGAGACAAGAUGUGUAGAGUGUAGAAGUGUAUUGUUUGUAGAUAGGCAGAAGCCAAUGACAAUAGCUGAAUGUCAUUUUAAAGGAUUCUUGGAAGCUAUCAAUGUCAAUUGUUGAAUUCACUGAAGCAACAGUUGCUGGUAACAAUAUAUCAGUCAACAAAUGACAACUAAAGUUGUUUUUACUAAUGUGCUGUAACCCAUCCUUGUUGUGCUCCUGAAAGGUGGGAGAAUCAGAAGAAUCCCAAGCCAAAAUGCCAUCAGCUUUAUGUAAAUUUUACAAGAAGUCUUGGAGAAAAAAAAAGGAGAUUGCAUGGCUGUCGCAGAGGUUGUCCAGCUCAAAUGUUUAAUCAGAUCUAAUCCUUGAAUCAAAUGGAAAGAGGGGAAGGUUUUUUGAGCUGGUACGGUUGAAAGCCUGCAUCCUGCUGCGGGAGCCUCCGAGAAGCGACACGUUCAGGAAAUGAGCUGUAAUUCAUGGAGGGUCAAUGAAUAGAAAUGAAGUUGCAUCCCACUGGGUGACAUAUUGAGCACUGAGACCAAUUUCAUUUGAGAGAUUA
This is a messenger RNA of Morone saxatilis (striped sea-bass), 3054 nucleotides long. Its product is annotated as netrin-G1-like. The transcript is spliced from 6 exons. NCBI's taxonomy places the organism in Eukaryota, Metazoa, Chordata, Actinopteri, Moronidae. The record is from RefSeq and is a predicted model, not a curated record. The coding region runs from base 98 to 1471 and encodes 457 amino acids. Gene Ontology annotation, molecular function: cell-cell adhesion mediator activity.